This is a messenger RNA of Humulus lupulus (European hop), 3824 nucleotides long. RefSeq names its product calcium-transporting ATPase 10, plasma membrane-type-like. The coding region runs from base 184 to 3438 and encodes 1084 amino acids. The transcript has 34 exons. Gene Ontology annotation, molecular function: ATP hydrolysis activity; ATP binding; calmodulin binding. Lineage: Eukaryota; Viridiplantae; Streptophyta; Magnoliopsida; Rosales; Cannabaceae. Gene Ontology annotation, biological process: calcium ion transmembrane transport. Gene Ontology annotation, cellular component: intracellular membrane-bounded organelle; membrane. The record is from RefSeq and is a predicted model, not a curated record.
GGAUGGGAUCGGGUUUCUUUUUUUCUUUUUUUUUUGGCAGCCCUAGAAGUUUCCUUUUAUGCGAGCGAUUAAGGGAAGUCGAUCAGUGAGGGAGUGUGAUUGAGAAAGGUAAUGAAUGAGUGUGAUUAGGCAGAAACUAACGGUGCCAUCUUUCCUGCGACAGAGUUAUUGGUAGUAUCGGCGAUGAGUAACUUGAAGGGGUCGCCGUACCGCCGGGCCAAUGACGAUGUGGAGGCCGGAGGUGCUCAGUCUGCCGACUUGGAAGACGACGACUCAUCCUCCUCCUACGGUGCUUUCAACAUUACCAGCACUAAAAAUGCUUCUGUCGACCGUCUCCGCCGAUGGAGGCAAGCGGCGCUUGUGCUGAAUGCUUCUCGUAGAUUCCGUUAUACACUAGAUUUGAAAAAGGAAGAAGAGAAGAAGCUAAUAUUGAGGAAGAUAAGAGCUCAUGCACAAGCCAUUCGAGCUGCAUACCUUUUUAAAGCAGGAGCAGGAGCAGUUGCAGAACAAGAAACCAAUGGAGAUGUAAAAAAACCACCUCCAGAUGGUGGUGAUUUUGGUAUUGGACAAGAGCAACUUGCUGCAAUGACAAGGGAUCAUAGUUUACCUACAUUCCAAGAAUAUGGAGGGGUUAAAGGGGUAGCAGAAUUAAUUAAAACAAAUGUAGAGAAGGGAAUCGAUGGGGAUGAUGAAGACCUGCUAAAAAGAAGAAAUGCAUUUGGGUCAAACACAUAUCCUCGGAAAAAAGGCAGGAGUUUUUGGAUGUUUCUGUGGGAGGCAUGGCAAGAUCUUACUUUGAUCAUACUAAUGGUAGCUGCAGUGGCUUCCCUGGCUUUGGGUAUUAAGAGUGAGGGUAUAAAGGAAGGAUGGUAUGAUGGAGGAAGCAUUGCAUUUGCAGUUCUUCUUGUUAUUGUUGUUACAGCUAUUAGUGAUUACAGACAGUCGCUUCAGUUUCAAAAUUUAAAUGAGGAGAAGAGAAACAUACAUUUGCAGGUCAUUAGAGGCGGCAGAAGAAUUGAUGUUUCAAUUUAUGAUCUUGUUGUUGGUGACGUAAUACCUCUGAAUAUUGGUAACCAAGUUCCUGCUGAUGGUAUUCUAAUCUCUGGUCAUUCACUCGCAAUAGAUGAAUCUAGCAUGACUGGGGAAAGCAAAAUUGUUCAUAAGGACUCUAAAGAACCAUUUCUAAUGUCUGGGUGUAAAGUAGCAGAUGGAAGUGGUACGAUGCUGGUCACAAGUGUUGGAAUUAAUACUGAAUGGGGAUUGCUCAUGGCUAGUAUUUCAGAGGACACUGGUGAAGAAACACCUUUGCAGGUACGCUUAAAUGGGGUUGCAACAUUCAUUGGAAUUGUUGGUCUCACAGUAGCUUUUGCUGUUUUGGUUGUCCUUCUGGUCAGAUACUUCACUGGGCAUACAAAAAAUGUAGAUGGUACUAGUCAGUUUAUUGGAGGGGUGACUAAAGUUGGUGAUGCUGUAGAUGGAGCCAUUAAAAUUGUUACUGUUGCGGUCACUAUUGUUGUAGUUGCGGUUCCUGAAGGGCUUCCAUUGGCUGUUACUUUAACUCUUGCAUACUCAAUGAGGAAAAUGAUGGCAGAUAAAGCCUUGGUUCGAAGGCUUUCUGCAUGUGAGACAAUGGGUUCUGCAGAAACCAUCUGUAGUGAUAAGACUGGAACCUUAACUCUAAAUCAGAUGACUGUUGUUGAGGCCUAUGUUGGUCCGGAAAAAAUUGCUCCUGCUGAUAACAAGUCACAGUUGUCUCCAAUGCUGUCUUCUUUACUUUUUGAAAGUAUUGCUCAGAAUGCGAAUGGUGGUGUUUUUGUACCGGAGGGUGGGGGUGAAGUAGAGGUUUCUGGAUCACCAACAGAAAAGGCCAUUAUUUCCUGGGGAAUUCAGUUGGGAAUGAAUUUUGAAGUUGUCAGAUCAGAAUCUACAAUUCUUCAUGUUUUCCCAUUCAGCUCAGAGAAAAAGCGAGGCGGUGUUGCAGUUAAACUUCCUGACUCUCAAGUUCAUGUACACUGGAAAGGAGCUGCUGAAAUAGUUUUGGCUUCAUGUACGCAGUAUAUUGAUGAGAGCAAUCAGGCAGUAGCCAUGGAUGAAGAAAAGGUUCUUCAUUUCAAGAAAGCUAUUGAUGACAUGGCUGCAAAGGCUUUACGUUGUGUUGCUAUUGCAUACAGAACAUGUGAGCUAGAAACAGUUCCAACUGAUGAAGAACAACGAUCUCGUUGGGCAUUACCUGAGGAUGAUCUUGUUCUACUUGCCAUAGUUGGUAUCAAGGAUCCUUGUCGGCCGGGGGUUAGAAAUGCAGUUGAACUAUGCCAAAAUGCAGGCGUCAAGGUACGCAUGGUCACAGGUGAUAAUCUUCAAACUGCCAUAGCAAUUGCAUUGGAAUGUGGUAUACUUGGUUCAGAAGCAGAAGCUACAGAGCCAAAUGUCAUUGAAGGAAAAGUAUUCCGUACAUAUUCUGAGAAAGAAAGAGAAGAUGUAGCUGAUAAGAUUACAGUUAUGGGACGUUCUUCACCUAAUGACAAGCUUCUGCUUGUGCAAGCAUUAAAGAGAAAGGGACGUGUUGUUGCUGUGACUGGAGAUGGAACAAAUGAUGCUCCUGCACUACAUGAGGCUGAUAUUGGUCUUGCUAUGGGUAUCCAAGGAACUGAAGUUGCUAAAGAGAGUUCAGAUAUUAUUAUUUUGGAUGACAAUUUUGCUUCAGUUGUGAAGGUUGUUAGAUGGGGCCGAUCUGUAUAUGCAAACAUUCAGAAAUUUAUUCAGUUCCAGCUCACAGUUAAUGUUGCAGCACUUAUUAUUAAUGUUGUGGCUGCUGUUUCCUCUGGUGGUGUUCCACUUAAUGCAGUGCAGCUUCUUUGGGUUAAUCUUAUCAUGGAUACUCUUGGUGCAUUAGCAUUGGCUACUGAACCCCCUACUGAUCACCUGAUGCAUAGACCCCCAGUUGGCCGAAAAGAACCUCUUAUAACAAAUAUCAUGUGGAGAAACUUGCUGCUCCAGGCGUUUUAUCAAGUCACUGUCUUGCUUAUCCUCAAUUUCCGUGGUACGAGUUUAUUGAACUUGAAACACGAUAACGUUGCACACGCUACUAAAUUGAAGAAUACCCUGAUAUUCAAUGCGUUUGUUCUUUGCCAAAUAUUUAAUGAGUUCAAUGCCCGAAAGCCGGAUGAAUACAAUAUAUUUGCAGGAAUUACUAAAAACUACCUAUUCAUGGGAAUUAUUGCAAUCACACUUGCUCUUCAGAUUGUUAUUAUCGAAUUUCUUGGGAAGUUUACAACAACAGUCAGGCUGAAUUGGAAGCAUUGGUUGAUUUCUGUCGUCAUUGGUUUCAUCAGUUGGCCUCUUGCUGUUGUUGGAAAGAUGAUACCUGUUCCCAAAACCCCUUUAAGUACUUUCGUUACAAGAAAGUUUCGACGGCGAAGAAAUUCAAGAAGUGAUUAGUGUGCAAGGGGAAAAAAGAUCAUGUUCUAAAGAAUUUUGUGCGAUUGGGGGUCAUCUUUUGAUGUGUUGUUGGUCCCAUGGCACUCAAUAUCUUGUGUUGCUAAUUGGUUAUUACUUGGUUGACACCUACCUAACAAGGAUAACACCAAAAAUUACCUUACAUUCUGUUUUUUUCUUUGUUGUGUUUUUAUUUUUGGGUCAUGUUGUGUACACAUUUGUUUUCGAGGCAUGUUUUGUAAUCCUCGGUUUACGUUAGGUGAGUGCUGAGUGUCAAUAUGUAGAUACUAAUGAUCUCUCAACACUCGAAAGCGUGAUGCAUUUCAAUCUUGCGUUUUGUAAUUUUCCUUAUGAGGAUCAAAUCUCACCAAUUUGCCUUUCACAAGUUA